Messenger RNA from Symbiodinium sp. CCMP2592, 975 nucleotides. Lineage: Eukaryota; Dinophyceae; Suessiales; Symbiodiniaceae. The record is from the annotation of a GenBank genome assembly.
AUGAGUGAUCAGAUCAGCAUCGCCCCCGCCGGGCGGCGAUUGAAACUGCAGAGGGAAUUUGGUGAGUUGCUUUACAAGGCUGGUCUUUGGGAGGAGGCUGUGGACCAGUUUCUGCGAGUUCAGGAGGCGGCUCCAAGCAACAUCGAGACAAUGAUGGCACUUGCGCAGAUCUUUAGCAAGCUUGGCCGAACUGACGGACUCGUCCAUCUCGAGAAUCAGGUGAUGCGGAUUUGUUGUGAUCCGGAGGAUUUUCGGUUGGAGCUCGAACUAUCGUCUCGACUUAGCAAGUUCAGGGCUGAGGCAGAAGCUGUUUUGACCGACAUCCCCCUUGAGCGCCGCAUCGAAAAUUAUGCUAUCUGGCAUCUGGAGUCUGUCACUGCAGUGUCGCAGCAUUCAGCCAUUUACCAUCUCAUCUCCAAGGACCUGAAACGAGGCACUCCGAAUCCCAGAGGUCGCGGAAGAAGUGUUUGGUCCAAGGUCUGGCACACCACUUUGUUGGCUGAAGUGGGUGCCAAUGCUGAAGGUCCACUGCUAUGGGUGGAGCGUGAUUACACACCAAUCAGUACAUCUCAGGAAUGGGAGCGAGGUCACUGCGACCUUUUGGUCAAGGUUUACAAAGACGGUCAGGCAACUUCAUGGUUGAGCCGGCAGCCGCUUGGCACCCGGAUCUGGCUAUCGCAGCCCUUGAGAACGUUGGGUGUUCCAAGCUUGGUGCCUCAGUCGGAGUUGAAUGAAACUGGAUUUCGCCCUGCUAGCUAUCUGCUCCUCCUUGCCGGGACUGGCAUUGUCGUGGCUGAACAGGUGUUGCACCAUACUGAGACGGGCAAAUGCUUCGGCGCUUCACCUGCCCUCACCGCACCAAUCAGGCUGAUACAGUCAUGCCGGUCCGACGACGUCCUCAUGACCUCCGAGCUGCUGGGUUGGUGUAACGAGGCUGUUCAGUGGUAUUCCGUUCUGCUUCUCUUCUCCCUAUAA